Girardinichthys multiradiatus is the source of this 5073-nucleotide messenger RNA. RefSeq names its product NACHT, LRR and PYD domains-containing protein 3-like. The record is from RefSeq and is a predicted model, not a curated record. The transcript is spliced from 16 exons. Gene Ontology annotation, molecular function: protein binding. NCBI's taxonomy places the organism in Eukaryota, Metazoa, Chordata, Actinopteri, Cyprinodontiformes, Goodeidae.
GAUGUUUUGGCGUAGUUUGUUUGCUUCACGGAAACCUCCAUUUGCAUGGCUGAUGCAUAAGGCUCUCCUUGAUGUCGUCAACGGCCAUCGUUCCUGCUCAACGUGAAUCAACUUUCAUCAGAGAACAGCCCUGAGGCCCACCGGUUUCUCGUCCAGCAUAAAUGCUCCCUGGCCCGUGCAGGACAAUGCAGCCUGUGCCUGGUGGUGUGGUCAGAGCACUGUUCACAAUAAAGGAGACAGGAGGCAUCAGUUUCAGAGAGAGCACAUGAAGGUUCAGAGGUCAGCAGUUCAAUAAAUGCUCCACCUCCAUCAAAGGUGAUGCUCUGAAUGCUGCUGCUCCUCCUCCUGCCUCCAUCGUAGGUGAAGUUCUGACUCGUUCCAAGAAGCUGCUCUGGUGCCUCUGAGUUUGUUUUGUUCAGACAAGUCUUCUUCUGGUCUGUGACUUGCUGAAAGAAACCCUACAUUUGUGUGAGCUGAUGUGAACUGAGCAGCAUGGAUCAGUGUGAGGACAGAGAGGACAGAGUCCCUCCAUCUGAAACCACUCUGUGUGGAGAACAUGGGGACCAGAGCAAAGCUCAGAGGAAACUACCUGAACCAGAGCCUGAAUCUGGACCUGAAGCCAGCUGGGUGUCCUUAAAGAGCAAUGAAUCAAAGGGUAUUAUUAUUGAAUUUAAAUCAGAGCAACAUUCAACUGCAAACAGAGUGGACCAGCAGAACUCAGACGUUCCCAGUGGUCUGUCUACCCAGCAGCAUCAGACACAGCUGGACUCCAUAUUUAUGCUGCUGGAGGACAACAUUGUUACUUUUGUGAAGAACGAGCUGAAGAAGGUCAAGAAAGUUCUGAGUCCAGAUUACCAAGAAGGUUUAGAGAGUAAGUGGAGAGAUGAGGAGGUGUUGGAAGGUGAUGAUAAAGAGGAUAUAAGGAGCAGCAGAGAGGCUUUUGUGAAGAUCACAGUGAACUUCCUGAAGAAAAUGAAGCAGGAGGAGCUGACUGAACAUCUGCAGAGCAGUCUUUCACACUCAGUUUGUCAACGUAAACUUAAAUCUGGUCUGAAGAAGAGGUUCCAGUCUAUGUUUGAGGGGAUUGCUGAAGCAGGACGUCCAACCCUUCUGAACCAGAUCUACACGGAGCUCUACAUCACAGAGGGAAGGACCGGAGAGGUCAAUGAUGAACAUGAGGUCAGACAGUUUGAAACAGCUUCCAGGUCACAAGACAGGCCAGAAACAACAAUCAGACAAGAAGACAUCUUUAAACUCUCACCUGAAAGAGAUCAACCAAUCAGGACAGUGAUGACAAAGGGUGUGGCUAGCAUUGGGAAAACAGUCUUAACCCAGAAGUUCACUCUGGACUGGGCUGAAGACAAAGCUAACCAGAACAUCCAGUUCAUAUUUCCAUUCACCCUCAGAGAGCUGAAUGUGCUGAAAGAGAAAAAGUUCAGCUUGGUGGAACUUGUUCAUCACUUCUUUACUGAAACCAAAGAAAUCUGCAGCUUUGAGGACUUCCAGGUUCUGUUCAUCUUUGAUGGUCUGGAUGAGAGUCGACUUCCUCUGGACUUCUACAAAAUGGAGAUCCUGACUGAUGUUACAAAGUCCACCUCAGUGGAUGUUCUGCUGACAAACCUCAUCAGGGGGAAACUGCUUCCCUCUGCUCGCCUCUGGAUAACCACACAACCUGCGGCAGCCAAUCAGAUCCCUCCUGAGUGUGUUGCCAUGGUGACAGAGGUCAGAGGGUUCACUGACCCCCAGAAGGAGGAGUACUUCAGGAAGAGAUUCACGGAUGAGGAGAAGGCCAACAGAAUCAUUUUCAACAUGAAGACAUCACGAAGCCUCCACAUCAUGUGCCACAUCCCAGUCUUCUGCUGGAUCACUGCUACAGUUCUGGAGGAUGUGUUGGAGACCAGAGACGUAGGAGAGCUACCCAAGACCCUGACUGAGAUGUAUAUUCAUUUCCUGGUGGUUCAGACCAAAGUGAAGAAGGUCAAGUACGAUGUAGGAUCUGAGACAGAUCCACACUGGAGUCCAGAGAGCAGGAAGAUGAUUGAGUCUCUGGGAAAACUGGCUUUUGAUCAGCUGCAGAAUGGAAACCUGAUCUUCUAUGAAUCAGACCUGACAGAGUGUGGCAUCAAUAUCAGAGCAGCCUCAGUGUACUCAGGAGUGUUCACACAGAUCUUUAAAGAGGAGAGAGGGCUGUACCAAGACAAGGUGUUCUGCUUCGUCCAUCUGAGUGUUCAGGAGUUUCUGGCGGCUCUUUAUGUCCAUCAGACCUUCAUUAACCAUGGUGUCAAUCUGAUAGGAACCCAAAAAAACAUGUAUCUUACAUCUAGAUUAUUUAACAAACCAAAUCUAACAAGUCUCCAUCAGAGUGCUGUGGACAAGGCCUUACAGAGUCCAAAUGGACACCUAGACUUGUUCCUCUGCUACCUCUUGGGCCUUUCAGUGGAAACCAAUCAGACUCUCCUAUGAGGUCUGCUGACAAAGACAGGAAGUAGCUCACAGACCAAUCUGGAAACAGUUCAGUACAUCAAGGAGAAAAUCAAUAAGAAUCUGUCUGCAGAGAAAAGCAUCAACCUGUUCCACUGUCUGAAUGAACUGAAUGAUCGUUCUCUGGUCCAGGAGAUCAAACAGUCUCUGAGUUCAGGAAGUCUCUCCACAGAUAAACUGUCUUCUGCUCAUUGGUCAGCUCUGGUCUUCAUCUUACUGUCAUCAGGACCUCUGGAUGUGUUUGACCUGAAGAAAUACUUUGCUUCGGAUGAGGCUCUUUUCAGGCUGCUGUCAGUGGUCAAAGCUUCAAACAAAGUUCUAAUUAUUCUUAUUCAUUUUAAUCUCUGUCUCUUCAGAUUGAUGAACUGUAACCUCUCAAAGACGAGCUGUAAAGGUCUGGCCUCAGUUCUCAGGUCCCAGUCCUCUAAUCUGAGAGAGAUGGACCUAAGUAACAACAACCUGCAGGAUUCUGGAGUGGAGCUGCUGUCUUCUGGACUGAAGAGUCCACACUGCAAUCUGGAAACUCACAGACUUAGAUCCUGUAACCUCUCAGGGAGAACUUGUGAGGUUCUGUCAUCAGUUCUUAGCUCUAAGUCCUGCUGUCUGAAAGAGGUUGACCUGCAGAACAACGACCUAGAAGAUUCAGGGGGGAUGUUGCCAUGUGGCUCAGAAUGUACACUGGAAAUAUUCAGAGUGGACCAACAGAACAUCCCCAGUGGCCAGUCAACCAAUCAGUAUCAAACACAGAUGGACUCCAUAUUUAUGCUGCUGGAGGACAACAUUGUGACUUUUGUGAAGAAGGAACUACGACAAAUCCAGAAGGUUUUGAGUUUUGAUUACCCAGAAUUUUCAAUGAGUCCGGUGGAGAGUGAGGAGAGGCUGGAGGAUGAAGAUGAAGAGCAGAGGAGGAGCAGCAGAGAGGCAUUUGAGAAGAUCACAUUGUAUUUCCUAAGAAGGAUGAAACAAGGCAACAUGGCUGACUGUCUGCAAAGCAAACUUUUUGCUGCACUUUGUCAUCGUAAACUUAAAUCUGGUCUGAAGAAGAGGUACCAGUGUAUGUUUGAGGGGAUUGCUAAAGCAGGACGUCCAACCCUACUGAACCAGAUCUACACGGAGCUCUACAUCACAGAGGGAGGGACUGGAGAGGUCAACCGAGAACAUGAGGUCAGACAGAUUGAAACAGCUUCCAGGUCACCAGACAGGCCAGAAACAACAAUCAGACAAGAAGACAUCUUUAAACUCUCACCUGGAAGAGAUCAACCAAUCAGAACAGUGAUGACAAAGGGUGUGGCUGGCAUUGGGAAAACAGUCUUAACAAAGAAGUUUACUCUGGACUGGGCUGAAGACAAAGCUAACCAGAACAUCCAGUUCAUAUUUCCAUUCACCUUCAGAGAGUUGAGUCUGCUGAAAGAGAAAAAGUUCAGCUUGGUGGAACUUGUUCAUCACUUCUUUAAUGAAAUAAAAGGAAUUAGCAAUUUUGAACAGUUCCAGGUUCUGUUCAUAUUUGAUGGUCUGGAUGAGAGUCGACUUUCACUGGACUUCCACAAAAUGGAGAUCCUGACUGAUGUUACAAAGUCCAGCUCAGUGGAUGUUCUGCUGACAAACCUCAAUUUUAUGCUUGAAAUUUUCAGAGAGCCUGCUGGAAUCCGAUGGUUGAAACCAGGUCUGAGGAAGUACUCCUGUCAGCUCACAAUCGACACAAACACAGAGAACAGAAGACUCCAACUGUCUGAAGACAACAGGAAGGUGACACAUGUGGAGGAGCUUCAGGCAUAUCAUCAACAUCCAGACAGAUUCGAUGAGUGGCCUCAGCUGCUGUGUAGUGGUGGUCUGACUGGUCGCUGUUACUGGGAGGUAGAGUGGGAGGGAGGAGUUUUUAUAUCAGUACGUUACAGAGGAAUAUGCAGGAAGGGAUGCAAUGAUGACUGUGUGCUUGGGUGGAAUGAUCAAUCCUGGAGUCUACACUGCUCUGAGGAUCGAUACUCUAUCUGUCACAAUAACAGAGGAACACCCACCUCCUCCUCCUCCGUCUCUAACAGAGUAGCAGCGUAUGUGGAUUGUCCUGCUGGCAUCCUGUCCUUCUACAGAGUUUCCUCUGACUCACUGAUCCACCUCCACACCUUCAACACCACAUUCACUGAGGCCUUCUAUGUUGGAUUUGCAGUCUGGUCUCCUGGUUCCUCGGUGUUUCUGUGUUGAAUUGAGCAGAAAGAGCAGAAAGUAAAAAUAAAAUGGCUUUACUCAUAAAAUUUUGCAAAAACAGCCUCUUUACUGAGAGAAAAACUAUUUAAACCAAUAAUUCAGUCUGUGCAAGUCUCUUCUUUUCACUCACCAAAAUAUGUUCAAAUUGAUGAAUAUAAUCUGUUUCUGUUUCAUGAAUGAAAAUUAAUCUUAGUCCUUUAAAGAUGAAAUCUUAGCUUAUUUUUCAGACAUUUCAGCAUGAUUGUGUUUAUGCUGAAUUGCACCCACAAGUUGAUUUAUUUUAACUUCAUAAAUGUGUCUGUUUUCUUUAUUUCCCCAAAACAUUUUUAAUCACAAAAUAUUGUAAUAUAAAUGUGAGAUUUUAAUAAAAAUAUUCAAACAAAAACCUUU